This is a messenger RNA of Nymphaea colorata (pocket water lily), 1342 nucleotides long. Its product is annotated as (R,S)-reticuline 7-O-methyltransferase-like. Gene Ontology annotation, molecular function: S-adenosylmethionine-dependent methyltransferase activity; O-methyltransferase activity; protein dimerization activity. The record is from RefSeq and is a predicted model, not a curated record. Gene Ontology annotation, biological process: methylation. Bases 84 to 1145 code for a protein of 353 amino acids. Lineage: Eukaryota; Viridiplantae; Streptophyta; Magnoliopsida; Nymphaeales; Nymphaeaceae. The transcript is spliced from 2 exons.
CUAUAUCUCUGCUCCACAUUUAACCCCUCCACUUCUUCCCACAAAUCCAAGGGUGAGAGAGAGAGAGAGAGACAGAGACAGAGAUGGAAGAGGAGAGGCUGGUGCAAGGCCAAGUAGAAAUAUUCCGACAACUCUUUGCAUUCGCAGACUCGAUGGCACUCAAGUGUGCAGUCGAGCUUGGGAUCGCAGACAUAAUCCACCGGAACGGCCGCCCCAUGACCUUGCACCAGAUAGCAGCUGAGCUGCCGGCAACCUCACCGGACAUCGGUUGCCUCCUCCGCAUCAUGAGGCUGCUGGUCAGGAAACAUAUGUUUGUGCAGCACGAUCCGCCACCUGGUGAUGGAAUUAACCACCAGCCCGAAUUCGGUCUAACGCCAGCCUCUAGGUGGUUGGUCAAGGAUGGUGAGCACAGUCUGGCUCCUAUGGUCCUCAUGCAAAACCAUCCUUCUGCUUUGGCUCCAUGGCACUGCUUCAGCAAGUGCGUGCAAGAGGGAGGUGUAGCCUUCAAGAAGGCUCAUGGUCUAGAUAUCUGGGAAUAUGGAGCUGUCAACCCUGAAUUUAACCAGCUAUUCAAUUCUGCUAUGGCUUGUACAAACAAAAUCAUAAUGAAGGCAGUCAUAGCCAAGUAUGAGCAUGGGUUCAAUAGGCUUUCCUCGCUUGUGGAUGUCGGUGGCGGCACCGGAGCAGCCAUUGCAGAGAUAGUGAAGGCCUGCCCACACUUGAAAGGGAUCAACCUGGACCUCCCCCAUGUUGUUGCCACUGCACCAGAGUACCAGGGGAUCACUCAUGUGGGUGGCGACAUGUUUGUGGAGAUUCCCAAGGCGGAUGCCGUCUUUAUGAAGUGGAUAUUGCAUGAUUGGAGUGAUGACCACUGCAUAAAGAUAUUGAAGCAAUGUAGGAAAGCAAUUCCACAUGACAAUGGGAAGGUCGUAAUAGUGGAUGCUGUGCUGCAGUCCAAUGUCACCGAAGAUGCCUGGGAAGAUACUAGAAUGGCAUUUGAUGUAACAAUGAUUGCACACGCUUCGGGAGGGAAGGAGAGGACAGAAGUGGAGUGGAGGAAGCUGCUGAAGGAUGGAGGGUUCAACCAUUACAACAUAAUCUCCCUCCCUUCUCUUCCAUCUCUAAUUGAAGUUUUUCCAAAUUGAAUACUAGAAACACUAAGCAUGCCAUAGAACUUGUGAACAAUGUUAAUGUUAGUUCUUAAGUUUGCAAUUAGAAGGAGAAAAAAAUCAAGCAUGUGGACAAGCCAAUUUCAUGAGUGUCUGUCAGCAUUGGAUCUAUUUCAUUUGUUGAAUAAUAUGUACUACAAUGAAAUGUUAGAGAUGUGAGGGGCAUCUAAGCA